Molecule: messenger RNA, 4719 nt
Organism: Argentina anserina (silverweed cinquefoil)
Lineage: Eukaryota; Viridiplantae; Streptophyta; Magnoliopsida; Rosales; Rosaceae
Product: transcription initiation factor TFIID subunit 2
Exons: 25
Coding region: 101-4486 (1461 amino acids)
Biological process (GO): transcription initiation at RNA polymerase II promoter
Cellular component (GO): transcription factor TFIID complex
Molecular function (GO): zinc ion binding; RNA polymerase II general transcription initiation factor activity; metallopeptidase activity
Source: RefSeq, a predicted model, not a curated record
UUCAUAUUUCUCCAAAUCUCUAUUUCCUCCCAUUUCAUCUUCCCCUCUAAGCCAAAAAUAGACGCACACCCACACUGAAGCUCGCUCGCCCCACCCAACCAUGGCGAAGCCUCGCAAGCCCAAGAACGAGGACGCCAAGCCCGACAAUUCUGGCCCCCUCGUCCGCCACCAGAAGCUCUGCCUCUCCAUCGACCUCGCUCACCGUCGCAUUUACGGGUACACUGAGCUGAAGGUCACGGUCCCGGAGAUAGGGAUUGUAGGGCUACACGCCGAGAAUUUGGGGAUUGAGGGUGUUUCUGUCGACGGAGAGCCGGCGGAUUAUGAGUACUACCCUCACAGUAAUCACAGGGAUUCGGAGAGUGAGAGGAACUGGAGCUCCGUGACGUCGCCGAGCUCUGCUGCUGAUGCGGCUGGUUCGUGUUACAUUUCGGCUCUGGAGAGGGAAUUGGUGCCGAAUUUACUGAUUAAUUGCUGCAAGGCGUUCAAGGGUCGAAGUGAAGUGCAGGAGCAGGUGGUGGCGGCGGAGAACGAGGCGCUUCAGUCGUCUGAAGAAGCCAAGCAGAAUUUGAGAUUGAUUCGUAUUGAUUAUUGGGUAGAGAAAGCCGAGACCGGGAUUUACUUCCGUGAUAAUGUACUACACACUGAUAACCAAAUGCGCCGUGCAAGGUGUUGGUUCCCUUGUAUAGAUGACUGUUCACAGAGAUGCUGCUAUGAUCUGGAGUUUACUGUGGCACAGAAUCUUGUGGCUGUUAGCACUGGAACCCUACUCUACCAGGUCUUGAGCAAGGAUGACCCCCCUCGCAAAACAUAUGUCUAUAAUUUAGAUGUUCCAGUUAGUGCUUGGUGGAUAUCUUUGGUGGUUGCACCGUUUGAAAUCCUUCCGGACCACCAAUCUGGUCUAAUAUCUCACAUGUGCUUGCCAGCAAAUUUGCCAAAGCUUCGCAACACUGUUGAAUUUUUUCAUGGGGCAUUUAGCUGUUAUAAGGAUUAUCUGGCGGUAAACUUUCCAUUUGGGUCAUACAAACAAGUUUUUAUAGAGCCUGAGAUGGCGGUAUCCUCCUUGAGUUCAGGGGCGUCCAUGAGCAUAUUUAGUUCUCAAGUUUUAUUUGAUGAGAAGAUUAUUGAUCAGACUAUUGACACAAGGGUUAAGCUUGCAUUUGCACUUGCAAGACAAUGGUUUGGUGUUUAUAUCACUCCUGAGGCACCGAAUGAUGAGUGGCUGCUGGAUGGUCUAGCUGGGUUUCUGACAGAUUUGUAUAUCAAAAAGUAUUUAGGGAAUAACGAAGCCCGCUAUCGGAGAUUCAAGGCAAAUUGUGCCGUUUGUAGAGCGGAUGAUAGUGGUGCUACUGCUCUAAGCUCGACUGCGUCUUGUAAGGAUUUGUUUGGCACUCAGUGCAUUGGAAUAUACAGCAAAAUUAGAUCAUGGAAAUCUGUGGCUAUACUUCAAAUGUUGGAAAAGCAGAUGGGGCCCGAGUCUUUCCGUAAAAUUUUGCAAACAAUAGUUUCGAGGGCUCAAGACAAGACCCGUCCUGUGAGAUCUCUCAGUACAAAGGAGUUUAGGCAUUUUGCUAAUAAAGUUGGUAAUCUUGAGCGCCCUUUUCUCAAAGAAUUCUUCCCUCGCUGGGUAGAAUUGUGUGGUUGUCCAGUUCUGAGGAUGGGCUUCUCCUACAACAAACGAAAGAAUAUGGUUGAAGUUGCAGUUUUACGUGGGUGUACAGAGAUAUCGGAUUCAAGUGAUUCAACUGUUAAUGCUAAUUCAGAAUCUGAAAAGCGUGACAAUGAUACUGGAUGGCCUGGAAUGAUGAGCAUCAGAGUUCAUGAACUUGAUGGAACAUUUGAUCAUCCUAUGCUGCCAAUGGCUGGAGAAACAGUCCAGCUGCUGGAAAUACAAUGUCAUUCAAGGCUUGUGGCUAAACGCUUACAGAAGCCUAAAAAGGGCUCAAAGCCUGAUGGAGCAGAUGAUAAUGGAGAUGCAACUCCUGCCCUAGAUAUACGCUCCAGUAUGGAAUCUCCGUUGCUGUGGAUGAGGGCAGACCCAGAAAUGGAAUACCUUGCUGAAAUUCAUUUUAAUCAACCUGUACAGAUGUGGAUUAAUCAGUUGGAGAAGGACAAAGAUGUUGUUGCUCAGGCACAAGCAAUUGCAAUGCUUGAAUCCUUGCCACAGCUUCCAUUCUCUGUUGUUAAUGCUCUGAAUAACUUCCUCGUUGACUCCAAGGCGUUCUGGAGAGUUCGAAUUGAGGCAGCCUUUGCAUUAGCUAAUACAGCAUCUGAGGAUACGGAUUGGGCUGGCCUACUCCAUUUGGUGGCAUUCUAUAAAAGUCGAAGGUUUGAUGCAAAUAUUGGACUUCCCAAACCAAAUGACUUUCAUGAUAUUCCCGAAUACUUAGUUCUUGAGGCAAUUCCACAUGCUGUAGCUAUGGUUAGAGCCGCUGACAAGAAAAGCCCAAGAGAGGCUGUUGAGUUUGUCCUACAAUUGCUGAAGUACAAUGACAACAGUGGCAACUCAUAUUCUGAUGUCUUCUGGCUUUCUUCAUUAAUUCAGUCUGUCGGAGAACUUGAAUUUGGGCAACAGAGUAUUGUCCUUUUAUCAUCUCUUUUGAAGCGUAUUGAUCGGCUUUUGCAAUUUGACAGGUUGAUGCCUAGCUAUAAUGGUAUCUUGUCAGUCAGCUGUAUCAGGUCCCUGACACAUAUUGCUUUGAAACUUUCCGGAUUUGUCCUUCUUGAUCGUGUAUUUGAACUUGUAAAACCUUUUCGCGAUAUCAAGGCCAUAUGGCAAGUUAGGGUUGAAGCAAGCAGAGCACUCCUUGAUCUUGAAUUCCACUGCAAAGGCAUUAAUGCAGCUUUGGCGCUGUUUAUGAGAUAUUUAGAUGAAGAGCCAUCAUUCAGAGGGCAGGUGAAGUUGGCUGCGCAUGCUAUGAGGUUAUGCAAGAUAAGAGGUGGAUCCGAUUGUGAGGAUGAAGUUCAAAGCCAGACUCUUGUUGCUUUACUUCGCCUGCUUGAAGGCCAGAUGGCAUUUAAUAAUAUCUUUCUUCGUCACCAUGUAUUCUGCAUCCUACAAAUCCUUGCAGGAAGGCCCGCAACCUUGUAUGGAGUGCCAAGAGAUCAUAGACCUUUGCUUCUCGGUGAUGCAGAAGGCUCACACGUGCAGAAGAACAUUUUUGCUGCUUUCAUUCCACAAAGUAAAUCUCAGGAACUACCUUCUGACCAACCACAUGUUGGUGUGUCUGUUCCCGAAACUUCCGGAGAUGCUUUGCGUGCUACACAGUCUACCAUGGAUGGGUUGUCCGCCCCAGCCCCAGGAGCUUUGAGAGAUGAAUUGUCCAUUGCAACUCCGGAAGCGUCCAUGGGUGGGCUAUCAGUUCUGGCUCCCGAAGCUUCCAAGGGAGAUUAUGGUGCUUCAGAACCUCCCAAUGAUGCUUUCAAUAGUUUGGGUCCUCUAGAACCUUUCAGUGAUCAUAUGGUUAGUGCGGUAGAUCCUUCCGCUGGUGGUUUGAGUGCUGUGGAAACUUUCAAGGAUGUCAUGGUAGCAGUUCCUGAACGUUCCAAGGACAUCUUGAUAGUUCCUGAACGUUCCAAGGAUAUCAUGGUAGUUCCUGAACAUUCCAUGGAUAGCUUGGCAGUUCGUGAACCUUCCAAGGAAGCAGAUACCAUUACCAACAGCCACAGACGGAAGUUUCCCGUUGUUAAGAUCAGGGUCAAAAGAUCUACUACUACUACUAGCAGAGCAGAAGAAGGUGAUAUUCAAACUGUUGAGAGAUCUCAAGGUGGGCAUGCCAGCAGUUCUGUGUCUGUGGAUGCACCUCAACGAAAUUUCCGUGAUGUUGUUAGCCUUAGCAACUUUGAGGAAGUCAACUCUUGUCAUGAUCGUGGAUCCCGGAUGACUGUCAGCAUUGGUAGUGCCAAAUUCGCAAGUGAUGCUGAUGAUAAUGUAGGAAAGGAAUUGCAGUGCACUGCUGAUUCAAGCAAAGUUUCUGUACAGCCUCGAACAGAUAAAUCACCACCUAGUUUCAUGCAUGAGAACCAAGAUGCAGAGGUGCAGAAGUAUGCAAGCCUUCAAGCCCUUUCAGUUCCAAGAAAUGAUCAGAAUGGUGGUUCGUUUGGCACGGUCGAUGUACAGCCUCACGGUAAGGAAAAGGAGAAAAAGAAAGACAAGGACAAGAAAAGGAAGCGGGAUAAAGGGAAUCGAGAAGAUCCCCAGUAUUUAGAGCGAAAACGUUUAAAGAAGGAGAAAAGGCAGAAAGAGAAGGAGAUGUCAAAAUUGUUGAGUGAGAGUGCCAAAGUACCCUCCCCGGACAUACCAAAUAAGGAGGUUCUUGGAAUCAAAUCUGCAACACUGCAACCAGGUGAGCCCAGUAGAUCAAACAACAAAUUAGUCCUCAGAACUGUUGAAGCGACCAGGCCCGAGGCAUCUGGAGCAUCAGGAACUAAAACCAUCACCCCCAAGAUACGUAUUAAAACCAAAUUUCGAACUCUGGACAAAUCAUAGGCUCAUGGAAGCAAGUAUGCCUGUUCGUCUAUGAUGCAUUUAACUGGGGAGGGUGUAGAGAUUUGUGGUUAUGUGAUUCAUGAUUGACAAUUGCUACAACCCAAUGUAUUGUCGCUAGAGCUCCGGCCUAUGGUUUCUGAGAUAUUGUAAUUGCCGUUGGCAACCAUACCGGUUACAUUUGUAACCCUUGAUUAAUUUUCCGGUCAUGGAGAAAUUUUCCAGAUCCUCUGAAA